Molecule: messenger RNA, 456 nt
Organism: Angiostrongylus costaricensis
Lineage: Eukaryota; Metazoa; Nematoda; Chromadorea; Rhabditida; Metastrongylidae
Source: the annotation of a GenBank genome assembly
UUGUCUUGUCUCAUCAACUGCGGUACAGCGUCUUCAAACUGGAAACCCUGUAUAGAAAGAAAAGUCGCUGAUCAGGUAUUUGGAUCAUGCUGUGAACGAUUUGUUCCGCCUGAAUGCCGAGGAUUGUGUGUAUACGAGACGAAUGCUAUUGAGGCCAGAGUCAUUCUGAUGCAUACAGUUCAACCGUCUCGUUGUCGACUCUACAAGUAUCUGCCAGCUGUUGUUCAUUGUGCUGCACAAACUCACGACAAUACUGAAUGUUGUCGUGCUAACGGCGUCGCUCAAAUCGGUGAACAAUGCAUUCAGAUGUGUCAACCACAGGCGAAUCCUCGACGUUUUUGGGGUGUAAAGUCGCUGCGAAAGGAUUUGGUUGUAUGCUUAGCAAAAUGGGACCAAAUAAUGCAAUGUCAUCAGGCUGGUCUACGUGCAAGAAAAGUCGCUCGACUACCGCCUUAG